UGCCGUAUUCUUCGUGUGCCUGGUUAACAGUUCAUACCAUCUUCGCCUUUUCCACUAAGGACAGGUAUAUCAGCAGUGAACUCAUAGCUUAGUGCAUCUGCGUUGGUCAUCGAGUACGCUACGAUCGAUAAAACAGCAAUAAUCAACUGAAAAUGUCGCCAAUCUCAGACUUCCGCAAGAAGAAGCUGCUGUACGUGUUCAACGUAUUCUUUGAUGUCAACCAGAGCGGGGAAAUCGACCGUAAAGAUUUCGAAUUAGCUAUUGAGAAAAUCUGUGAACUUCGCGGCUGGCCAGCUGGUAAUCCGAAGAAUGUAGAAACGCACGAUAGCAUGUUCAAGAUCUGGGAAGGCUUGCGCUCCAAGGCGGAUAAAGAUAACGAUGGCCAGGUAUCCGUUGAUGAGUGGUGCAACAUGUGGGAUGCCUACGCCAAGGACCCAAGCACUGUCAUGGACUGGCAGCUGAGAUACAUGAACUUCAUGUUUGACCUCGAAGAUGCCUCACACGACGGAACAAUCGACGGUGAUGAAUUUUCGAUUGUGUGCUCCAGCUACGGUGUUGAUAAAAAUGAGUGCCAGGAGGCGUUCAAGAAGAUGUCAAAGGGCGCCGUGGAGGUGAACCGUGAGCAGUUUGCCGAGCUAUGGCGUGAAUACUUUUCAUCCGAUGAUCCAACCUCACCCGGUAACUUCAUUUUUGGCAAAACGUCUUUUUAACGGAUUCACACACGCCUUUGAAUGUGACCGACCCGCAAAUUGCCAAUAAUGGAGAAAGUAUGACGCUGAUAACGAUGAUGAUGAUGCUGAUGAUGAUAAAACCAAACGACACCUGCAUCGUGGGUGAGAACGGGGAAAUUAUCCAAAUGCUACCCCUCCCAAACAUGUUUCGACGAACAAAUUUUGAUUAGCGGUCCGCGGCUCCAACAUCGGUUUCUUACACUUUUUGGUAAACGGGUAACAAUGCUAGUCAAAAUAAAGCAGAUCAUGCGGUCUUAGUUUUUGCUGUCCUUAUUUUGUGUUUCGUUCUGUUUAUUUAAAAUGUAUUAUUUGUUACUUUGGUAUAUGUUUUUGCUCGUACAACGCCAAUAGUAGCAGCAAACCUUGAUUGUCCUUGAUUGAUGUGUGCGUGUAGGCAGCGAAAUAACACGUAAAUACAUUAUUUAUGAUUCAUUCUACUGGAGAGCAAGGUAACAUCAAGCCACAGAGAUUAACCUUUUGAAGAAACGUAAAGAAAGAAUUAAGAAUUGAAACCAUUUACCUAUUCCCAUGACCUGUAAGAGAGUUUAACGAACAGGAGAUGGAAAAAGUGGUUGGCCGUCUCCCCACGGAAAUCCGAAUAAAUUCAUAUCUACUAUCUUUUUGCUGUUCACGUCAAAGCUAGACUAGAAUAUUCGAAGAGAUGGGUAAAGGGAAUGUUAGCUUCCAUUCGUUUUCGUAUGUCUAACUAAGUUAUUAUAAAACAUUUUAAAAAUGAAAAAAAACCAACGUACAACACUUUACAAAACAAACCUCAUAUCAUACAUGAUCGUAAAAAAACUAUAGCCGGAGAUCGAACCGAUUUGCGUUUAAGCUGUAGGCAUUAUGUUUGACUUCAAUCAAAAUUCAAUCAACGUUUGGUUUUGCAUUUUAUCUUAUUUAAUGAAACAGAUUUGAUUUUCUUGAUAGGUAGACAAAUCGAAAAAAUACACAAUUGAUGUUGAAUGACAUUUACCGACAAUUUUGCCAUUGUUCGUGAUUGUGGAGCGCGCGUGUUGAAACACUAAAGAACGCAUCAAUGUGCAGGACAGUGGAAAAAAAUGCUGUUUAGAAGAAAACCGGAAACAUCCAACAAUCACGAUGGGAAACUCGAAACUUAUGAUUGUAAGGUCGUUAGAAGCGUUCUGUUUUGGAUGAUAAUAAUGAAACAAAACCAUUACAUAUGCAUGUGUAGUAGAUCCGACACCUAGAGGAGCGUGAAUGUUAUAAUCUGAAUUUGUGACCGUUUUUAAAGGAAAAACCUUGUCUUGUUGCUAACUGAAAUCACAAAAACACUUGAAGGUAUCUAUAACGAAACUUUUAACUUAUCUUGUGUCCGUGUCCACAAAGAAGAUGUUCACUCUCUAAACUAUUGCUUUGACUCCACUCUUUGAAAUCGUAAACCUACAUUGAACUUCAUAACUCUGCCAAGCAAGCAAGCGAGCGAGCGUAGAUGUUUUUUGGGAAAGAAUUCGCAUUCUACUUCAUGUCUAGCGUUACUGUUACUACUUUAAAGAGUAUGGUCAGAACCCAACUUUCCUUCUUCUGUUCCGCACUUCUUGUUCUGCCCGUUACAUUAGCUUACCUUCCUAACCCAAUACACCUAGCAUCAGUACAUUUGUGCAGUCGGGUCGUGUGCGUGCAUUCAAACGAUUCAACAGGGAAAUCGGCCUUAGCUGAGAUCAUUAAUUGGAAGCAAGAGCAACAAUUGCAAAUGUUGCAGACAAAAUCAAGAGCAAAAAUCAAACCAACCACAUUCUGGCAAACCCAAAACCAUGCAACCGUGCGGUGUUAUGUCUACGGUACGAAACUAGACAACGUGGUGGUCGUCAAUUAAAUGUAUCUCGUUCGUGUUGGAAAUGUUGCCUACUGGAACACAUCUUCGGAAUGUGGAGAUGGACCCAUCAAAACACCAUUCGAAUGUCAAUUCAACUAUUGGUACAUCAACUCUUGCUCCAAAUCGAUUUACCUUUAACGAGUAGUAGUUUUCUAAACGAUUGAACGAACGUGUCUAUUGAAUGUCUAUUCCACGAAUGUACUGUGAGAGCUCGUCAGACGUGGAGUUAAUAUCAUUACCUACGAACACACAUUAAGAAACCUAUAUAGAUAUAUUAAUGUUGAAUGUUAUGAGAUUUGCCGAAAACAACAAUCUGUCAAACAAAAUUUGGUGAAUAAUAAAAGUGUUUUAUGUGGAUAA
Messenger RNA from Anopheles stephensi (Asian malaria mosquito), 2925 nucleotides. It is a transcript of the gene Scp2, whose product is annotated as calexcitin-1. The transcript has 7 exons. The coding region runs from base 153 to 710 and encodes 185 amino acids. Gene Ontology annotation, molecular function: calcium ion binding. NCBI's taxonomy places the organism in Eukaryota, Metazoa, Arthropoda, Insecta, Diptera, Culicidae. The record is from RefSeq and is a predicted model, not a curated record.